This is a messenger RNA of Coffea eugenioides, 1317 nucleotides long. RefSeq names its product receptor kinase-like protein Xa21. Gene Ontology annotation, biological process: protein phosphorylation. Gene Ontology annotation, molecular function: protein kinase activity; ATP binding. Lineage: Eukaryota; Viridiplantae; Streptophyta; Magnoliopsida; Gentianales; Rubiaceae. The transcript has 2 exons. Bases 1 to 1317 code for a protein of 438 amino acids. The record is from RefSeq and is a predicted model, not a curated record.
AUGUCCAUAAAGUCCCUGAAUUUGUCCUUCAAUGAUUUUGUGGGCGAGUUACCAACACAAGGCAUUUUUGGAAAUGCUAGUGCUAUAUCAGUUGUUGGGAACAAAAGACUCUGUGGAGGCAUUCCUGAACUACAGCUACCAAAGUGUCAGCCCCUAAGAGAGUCAAAGAAAAAUAAGAAGCUUUUCAGGUUCAUCAUGGCGGUGGUACUUACAAGUUCCUUCCUGGUGAUACUGGUAAUCUCAAUCUCAAUUUUCCGACUGCGGUCAUUUAAAAGGAGGAGGACCCAACCAAAGUCACCAAACUUCUCAGGUAGACUUUUCCUGAGAGUCAGCUACAGACAACUUGUUCAAGCUACUAAUGGUUUCUCUGCAGAAAAUCUAAUUGGUGCUGGUGGCUCUGGCUCCGUAUACAAAGGAGUGCUGACUGAAGGAGGAAACUUGUCCGUGGCUAUCAAAGUCUUUAACCUUCAACACCAUGGAGCCUUCAAGAGUUUUAUUGCUGAGUGUGAUGCAAUGAGAAACAUCCGGCAUCGGAACCUCGUGAAGAUUAUAAGUUCUUCCUCAGGUAUGGAUUUCCAAGGGAAUGAUUUUAAAGCUUUAAUCUACGAGUUCAUGCCCAACGGCAGUCUAGAAACUUGGUUGCAUCGAACAGAUGAACAUCAGCAGCACAUUUUUCCUAUACCAAACCUUCUUCAGCGAAUUAAUGUUGCUAUUCAUGUGGCUUGUGCCGUUGAUUAUCUACAUCACCAUUGCCACAAGCAGAUUGUUCAUUGCGAUCUAAAACCAAGUAAUGUUCUACUGGACAGCGAUCUGACAGCCCAUGUUGGAGAUCUUGGGCUGGCAAAAUAUGUUCAUUCAGCUCCAAAUUUACAGGAAACGAGCUCUGCUGGAAUCAGAGGAACUAUUGGAUAUGUAGCUCCAGAGUAUGGCUUAGGUGCCGAGGUAUCAAGUAAUGGAGAUGUCUACAGCUUCGGAAUCCUAUUGCUGGAGAUGAUGACAGGGAAGAAGCCCACACAUCCUUUGUUCACUGGAGGCCUUGAUCUUCAUACAUAUGUUGAAAUGGCAAUUCCUGAUCGCGUGAUGGACAUUGUGGAUCCAGUGCUUCUGUGUGAAGAUCACAGAAGAACUACAGCAGCCAAUAGCAGAAGCAGUCCACUAGGAGAAACAAAAUGCAAUUUACUAGAGCAGUGUUUGAUUUCAUUGCUUAAAGUUGGCUUGGCUUGCUCCAUGCACUUGCCAGAAGAUAGAAUAAAUAUGACGCAAGUUGUUUGCAGAUUAAAAUCUAUCAAGGACACAUUUACCAUGGCAGAGCUUUAA